Molecule: messenger RNA, 959 nt
Organism: Oryza brachyantha (malo sina)
Lineage: Eukaryota; Viridiplantae; Streptophyta; Magnoliopsida; Poales; Poaceae
Product: expansin-A19
Exons: 3
Coding region: 14-769 (251 amino acids)
Biological process (GO): plant-type cell wall organization
Cellular component (GO): extracellular region
Source: RefSeq, a predicted model, not a curated record
UAGCUAGGGGAAUAUGGGGAGCAUUUUCCUGCAGCUGGUGGCCGUUCUCGCGCUCUGCUUUGCACCGGCGAGGUCGGACUGGCUCCCGGGCACCGCCACGUUCUACGGCGGCGCCGACGGCUCCGGCACGAUGGGUGGCGCGUGUGGGUACGGCAACCUGUACGACCAGGGCUACGGCAUCAACAACGCGGCGCUGAGCACGGCGCUGUUCAACGGCGGCGCGUCGUGCGGGCAGUGCUACCUCAUCAUCUGCGACUACUCCAAGGCGCCCGACUGGUGCAGGCUCGGCAAGGCGGUCACCGUGACGGCCACCAACUUCUGCCCGCCCAACUGGGACCUCCCCAGCGACAAAGGCGGCUGGUGCAACCCUCCCCGCCCUCACUUCGACAUGUCCCAGCCCGCCUGGGAGAACAUCGGCAUCUACCAAGCCGGCAUUGUUCCCAUCCUCUACCAACAGGUGAAGUGCUGGAAGAGUGGAGGCGUGAGGUUCACUAUCAACGGGUUCAACUACUUCGAGCUGGUGCUGGUGACCAACGUGGCCGGAAGCGGGUCGGUAGCGAGCAUGUCGGUGAAGGGGUCCAGCACGGGGUGGAUCCAGAUGUCGAGGAACUGGGGCGCCAAUUGGCAGUGCCUCGCCGGGUUAGCCGGCCAGGCUCUCAGCUUCACGGUCACCUCCACCGGCGGCCAGACCAUCGUCUUCGACAGCGUCGUGCCGGCGGGGUGGUCGUUCGGCCAAACCUACAGCACAUACAAACAGUUCGACUACUAAGCUACUAUAGGUUCAGACGUACGCCAAGAACAUCAAGAUCGAUUGUCGUCUGAAAUCUGAUUAUCUGAUCGAUCGAGCAUUCGUACUUCGUUUCUUUUGUAAGCUGCAGAGAUCAACGACCGAGCAUUGCUUGUUGGGAUCAUUCAUUUGAUUGUUCAAUUGCUAAUUGACUGGUGUAACUGAAUUUGCA